Messenger RNA from Yarrowia lipolytica CLIB122, 1542 nucleotides. RefSeq lists its product as uncharacterized. NCBI's taxonomy places the organism in Eukaryota, Fungi, Ascomycota, Dipodascomycetes, Dipodascales. The record is from RefSeq and is a predicted model, not a curated record.
AUGGAAGAAGCAGAGAUCAAGACCGCGAGUCGGAAGCGCGACGCUGACGCUAUUGAGGCGCCAGAAAACAAGUCAGAUAAGGCGACAGAUUCAGAGUCUUCAGGACAGACAAACCCUCAGUCUACUGGUCAAGCAGACCCACAGCCAGCCGGACAGACCGACUCACAAUGUACAACCCAGUUAUCCGACAAUCUGGAAACAGUUCUUCAAGAAGAACUCAGCAACCAGUUUCUCCAGCCGGUUCAAAAGAAGCCGCGAACGUCGUCAGACAUCCCGUUUUCGCGCUUCUCUUCUCCGCACGACUUUCACCAUGUUCUGAACGACUGGGCCAUGCAGUCGAAUUUCGCCUUUACCACGGGCAAGGAACGCAACUCAGACAGAUCAAUUGCCAUCACUUAUACAUGUUGUCGAUCGAAUGUGGAUGGGAAGGCUUGUACGUUCGAAGUCCGGGGAAAAAAACGCAAAGACGAGGACUUUUGGACCCUUCAUAAGGUGGACGUGAAAGGAACAGGCCAUAACCAUCCUACAGGAGACGAAGAACUUUCAGCAGACCAACAAAGUCUAGUUGAUUUGGCUGAACGACAGCGACUGUGUGACAUUCCCUCUUUCUACCAUUCGUCUCUACCUCCGCGGUUUGUAGCCUAUUCUUCGUCAGAUGCUCUGUAUACAGGUCUCAACGACUGGGCUCGUCACCAGGGCUUUUUCUUCAGACUGGGCACCAACUGGGCGACGAAAUCGGGCAAUGAGAACCAGACGUAUUACUGUGGUAUCUCUGGGUGCUCAUAUUCCAUCACAGGUAUCAGAUUGGCAGGCCAGAAGUCGUGGGCCAUCCGAUCGUACAAUGCUCGUCACGUGGAACACAAUCACGAGGGAGCCAGUGUCAAGAACAGAGAGCAGGUCACUCCCGUGUCUCUGCCACCCAUAGCUGACAAGUACGCUUCGUUUUCGGCUCUCCACGAAGCUCUCAACGGUUGGUCUGUGACCAAGAACUUUGCUUUCAAGACCGGGACUUCUUCCACAGGUCACACCAACGGACUGGUGAGCAAGUACAUGGUGUGUUGUAUGGCCAGCGAUACCGGCGAUCCCUGUGAGUACAGCAUUAUCGUCAAAGAAGCCAAGGAUGGGACGUGGGCUGUCAGCCAGGCCAUCAAGGCGAGAAAGGAGCAUAACCAUAGCCUGGAGGACGAGUUGACAGGCCAACAACAGCUUCUUUUGGAGGCGGCAGAGACUCGGAGGAUUAUUCAGAUGCCAGAAUAUGCGCCUGAGCAUCUUCCGUCGAGAACAGUAACUUUUCCAGACCGAGAGAAGCUGUUUCUCCACCUGGAAAAGUUUGCCAAGGCCCGAAACUUCAGGUUUGCAAUCAAGCGGAGCAAGAAGGAGAAGAAUGGCCGGCUGCUGGUGAAUUACGAGUGUGCAAAAACCAGAAAGAGUGCUACAAAGUGUCCCUAUCACGUGUAUGCUCGGGAAAACAAGGACGGGGUCUGGAGUGUGUCGUACCCGUACAAUUUGAAGAAUGAGCAUAAUCACGACUUGACCGUUUGA